Messenger RNA from Striga asiatica, 1841 nucleotides. The record is from the annotation of a GenBank genome assembly. NCBI's taxonomy places the organism in Eukaryota, Viridiplantae, Streptophyta, Magnoliopsida, Lamiales, Orobanchaceae.
AUUCAAAAUAGAGAGAACAAAAGAGGUGACCCGUAUUACCGUUGGCAGCACGCACUACACACGCUCAGAAACCCACAGAGCGGCCGGAGGAAGAUGAUGCCGAGAAACUCCGGCGUGGCGAAGUUGAAAAUGAGGUCGAAAUCGACGAGGAAACCACUUCGAGACUUAUCGAAUGCCAAGCUCGCCGUGAAACCUGCCGAUAAUUUGAAGAAAACUUCCGAACACGAAAGAGGACAAAUUGGAGACGAAGUUUCACUCGAUCGCCUCCUCCUCGUACAGUCUGAUCUCUCAUCUCUCGUGCGUCAGAUUGAUGAACUAGUUGUCCAAGCACUCCAGUUGACAGGCAAUAAAGGGAAGAAGGAAAUUAAACAAUUUGCGGAUGUCUUGUCUGAUAUGCAGACCUCCUUGAAGCCAUGGGUUCCCAGAUUGCAGAAGGCACUGCUCAGUCAAUCAAUGCCGCCCAAGAACGAAUCAGAGCAAUCAACAGAAAGAACUGUACCCUGUGUGCCAGUAGAACACGAAAGUGAAGUUUUUGAAAGCCCUGAAAAAACCAAGUGGGAUUCGCUCGUCUCCCCAUCACCCCUCGUGUCAUGGCGGGCCGAAUGCAACACGGAAGGUGGCAGGCAAUUGUUUUUACUUACACCACUGCCUCAAAAGGGGGCAUUUUCGUUAAAACGGCAAGUGAUUUCCAUUCCCACAUUCCAAAAUAUUGAAACUGAAGAAAAUACCAAGUGCGGGAACUCAACCAAGAUUUCUGAAGCGAAUUGUCUGUCAACUUUUGUCAUGACUCCACGCGUGAGAAUGUCACCGCCUAAGUCUUGCAUUCUGCUCGAGCCCAUAUCCAAGUCUGCCCAGAAGAAGAAAACCCUUGGGGGGGCCUACAAAGCGACACCUUUUCCUGUGCACGCUCGAAAUUCUGGUGGUGGGUCCCAAGAUUCCGAUUCCUCCGGCACUGCUCAAUCUUCGGAUGAUCUGGCAAUGAAAUACCCUGAGCUUUUCGGAAUCAAAUUGAAUGAUCUGGAAAGGAAGAUGGUGGAGGAAGAUUCUCCUGAUUGGAUUGUCUCACCUCCUAAAACAUGCGUAAUAAUGGAGCCUGCUGAUCAAAAAUUGCUGGGAAAUACUUCUGGUAACAACUUGGGAAAGCAAAAAGAUGCAGCUUGUGAUCAGCAAGACAACUUGUUUGCCCUGAAGAAAGUAGACUACAAAGGGGGUCAAGCUAUAGGAUGUGAAAUUGAUUUAGUUGAGAGCACACCCAUGAUUAAAGAACCUAUAAGCUGUUUACGAACGGGAAAGCAGCCAGGGGAAAAUACUUUGAAAAAGGAACUUUGGACGAGAUUUGAAGCUGCAACGACUCAUGGUAUGCAUUUCGGUGACUCUGUUCUCCAAGACAAGACUACUAAAAAGGGAUUUCUUGACCGUUUAGAAGAGGCUCUUGAAUCAUAAAAAUUUUAGUUUGUAUUUGGGUAUAUUUUUUGAACUCUACUUGUGGAAGUAUAAAGUUUGAAGGUCUUAAGAUGAUGUAUCACUUGUAUGCCAACUUCCCAAAAAUAUGAGAGCCUCAUUAUUGACAAUUUUGAAGGACUUGGGAGACACUGUACAGAUAUUCUGUAUUAUCAUUUUAUAUGAUCUGCAUAUGUUCUGGCACGUUGACCACGGCACCAAAACUGUUGACCACGGUUAAGGUUCAAAACCUGAACUGAAUACAGUCAAAAUGCGGGCAGGUUAUGGUUCAUUUAAGUUAUUUAUUUUGCGAUCCGGUUCAGUAAUGCAACCUGAAUUGGACAUUCCAAAAUUCAAAUUUUGAAGUUUACCUUCCUAGACCGGAUCUGGAUGAACUGCCG